This is a messenger RNA of Oryzias melastigma (Indian medaka), 5645 nucleotides long. RefSeq names its product pleckstrin homology domain containing, family A member 5 (gene plekha5). Bases 983 to 4543 code for a protein of 1186 amino acids. The record is from RefSeq and is a predicted model, not a curated record. Gene Ontology annotation, cellular component: cytosol. Gene Ontology annotation, molecular function: phosphatidylinositol-3-phosphate binding; protein binding; phosphatidylinositol-5-phosphate binding. NCBI's taxonomy places the organism in Eukaryota, Metazoa, Chordata, Actinopteri, Beloniformes, Adrianichthyidae. The transcript is spliced from 28 exons.
GCAGGCUGCAUGUGGGCCUUAAGUUUGACUCCCCUGGAAACAUGUUUUUGUCCAAAUUCCAUCUUGUUUCUUUCUCAACUGAGGUUACUUACCAAAACGCUUCAAGUAUCUGAUCCAGCCCACCCCUGGAAUUGAUUAAUCCAACAUUACUCGCCAUUUUUGUUGCUCCCCUCAUGUUACGUUGGGGUUGUGAGGGGCUGUAAGCUAGCAGGAGAGCGUGUAAACAAAGGGAUGAUGGGAAAUGAGGGCAGACUUACUCGGAUAGACGGGCCCACAACUCAGAGGUUAAUUUUUAUAAACUACCAUUGCUCUGCCGGAACUUUGUCCUAAAAAACGGCACAGUUAUUUUUAAUUUUUUUUUUAAUGCUUUGAAAAUAGAUCAAAAGAUGAUUGGAGUUGGACCUUAUACCUGCUCAGUUGUUUUCUUGUUCAUUUUGCUCAACCUAAAAAUGCAUUUCCCGCCUUUUUUUAAAUAUUAAUAUAUUUACCGUGUUUAUUUCCACUUUCAGUCUCAGCUUGAUGGUGUUCAUAUAUUUUUAAUAGCUGUAAGGAAGUGCGGCCCCAGUAGCCACUUUUGCUCGCUUUACAUCCGGUCUAUGACGUCAUCGCCUCUCGGCUUGUUUGUACUAGUGGCGCACGCGGCGCAUUCAGCUCAUCUGCCCCGCGAGCUCAGCAGCAGCAGGAGCUCAUAGCGCGCGGACAAACGCUCCUUUAAAACAACAACCUGCGCUCUUUUCUUUCUUUUUUUUUCUUUAAAUCCUCCGCUCACAUCUGGAUACGUCGGCUGUUUCUCCGUCUGCUGUUAUUUUUCUGCGCCUGCCCGGACCUUCAUGGAAGCUCUUCUUUUCACAAUGAAAGGAAGGUGACCUGCAAGCAUCCCGUCUCAGGCCUGCCCUCACAAGACAACUGCAUCUUUGUCAUCAACGAACAAUCUGCCUCUAAAGUGCCAGCGAAUGAGAAGAAAGACCGACCGCAGAGCAUCAUGAGUGAGGCCUCCAACUACACAGGCAGCUCUGACUGCACCACCAAUGCCAACAGUCCAGCAGGACGGCCCUCAAGAUCUUCCAAGAAGAUCCAUAACUUUGGAAAGAGAUCCAACUCCAUUAGACGGAAUCCCACGGCUCCAGUUAUCAAGAAGAACUGGCUUUACAAGCAGGACAGUACGGGCAUGAAACUGUGGAAAAAGAGGUGGUUCGUCUUGUCUGACCUGUGCCUCUUCUACUACAGAGAUGAGAAAGAGGAGGGGAUUCUUGGCAGCAUCCUCCUACCGAGUUUUCAUAUAUCCAAAUGUGCUGAGGACGACCACAUUAAUAGAAAAUAUGCUUUCAAGGCCACACAUCCCAACAUGCGGACGUACUAUUUUUGCACUGACACGGCCAAAGAGACAGAGUCCUGGAUGAGAGUAAUGACCGAUGCUGCGCUGGUGCAUUCAGAACCAGUCAAAAGUGCAGCCGCUCAAGACCAAGUGGGACUAAACUCGCACAGACCUUCCACAGGGAUGGGUGUGUGCUCCUUGGGGGUAGAUCAGCUAAAAGUGGGCCAGUGUGGACCGCAGGAGACUCACCAUGUUGCCAACCACAAACCGCCGCUCACGCAGCCUGAAAUCCAGAACAACCAACGCAACCGGGAGUCCGCCUGUGAACGCAUCGUCCCCGUCUCCUCCAGCACAGACGAAGAGGAGAGGAAGCUGCGCGACGCCGAGCGCUACGGCUUCCAGAAGGACGGGUCAGAGCGUGAGCGUCCGCUAACCAAGAUCAACAGCAUCAGACUGCAGCCGGUCCAGGCGGAGGCCGUCAAGUCCAACGUGACCUCGCCGCAGCCGCUCACGGAGGUCGACCGGCCAUAUCAGGCUCCUCAGGUGAACGGAUCAGAAGAGCCACGUCCUCCUGAAGGGACCGGCCUCCCUCAUCAGCCUAGCUCCACCGGCGAUCCGGACCGCAGCCUGAGCAGGACCAGCUCCAUGCAGCAGCUGGAGCAGUGGGUGCGGACACAAAGAGGACGUAAUCAGGAUGAGGACACACGGAGCAUCACGUCUUACCAAACCCUCCCCAGAAAUAUGCCAAGUCACCGGGUACCUUACAUGCCAGCUUAUGGAGAUGGCUACCGCAGCAUGCCCAGGAACAGCAUGGCGCAGCGGGACAGCAUCUGCAGCAUGUCGCCAUCUCUGUACGACCAGGCCCUGGGCCCCUCUGUUGCCGAGAAGCGCCGCUCCAUGCGGGACGACACCAUGUGGCAGCUGUACGAGUGGCAGCAGAGGCAGGCCUACACCCGGCAGUCGGGGCUUUACAGCGGCAUGGCCAGUCCCAAAACUAUGGUCAACUUGUCUGACCACGCGGCACCAAACCACUCCAUCCCACCAUCGCCGUCCCACGGCUCCCUGUCCAUGUACGGCGGCUAUUCUCCCAUGCGGUCCUACAGCAUGGCGGGCGCUCGUUCAGAAGUGUCUUCUCCCAUCUACAGAAGAGACAUGAGUUUAGACAGAAGACACAGGCCACCCAUCAACAAGUACAUCUACCCACCCGAUAGGAGGUCCAUGCCUGCAGGGAUCCCAGUCCAGACCAUCACUGCCCAGUCGCUCCAAGGAAAAACUCCCGAGGAACUGACUCUGCUGCUGAUAAAGCUGCGGCGGCAGCAGGCAGAGCUAAACAGUAUCCGGGAGCACACUGUAGCGCAGCUUAUGCAACUUAACAUGGAUGGCGACAACCCAAAGAACGACAUUCUCUCCCAUCACCUCCAAAGGAACCUCAUGUAUUUGGACAAUCAGAUCAAGGAAAAUGACCCUUUAAUCGUCAUGACUCACUCUUUGAUUGAGAACUCUGCCCCACGGCCACAAGUUUAUCAGCAAUUGAGUCCAGAAGACUACAGGGAACAAGCCUAUACAUGUGUGCCAGAGGAAGUGGAUACUGAUACUAAACUUAGCAGGUUAUGUGAGCAAGAUAAAGUGGUGAGAGCGCAGGAGGACAAACUUCAGCAGCUGUACAGAGAGAAGCACACGCUGGAGACAGCACUUCUGUCAGCCAGUCAGGAAAUAGAGCUGGGCUCUGAGAACUCGGCCGCCUUGCAGAGUGUGAUCCAGCAGAGAGACUUGCUGCAGAGUGGCCUCCUCAGCACCUGCAGGGAGCUGACCAGAGUAACUGCUGAAGUGGAGCGAUCGUGGAGGGAAUACGACAAGUUGGAAGCAGAUGUGAUUUUAGCCAAAAACAACCUGCUGGAGCAGCUGGAAGCCCUGGGAAGCCCACAGACGGAGCCUCCCAGCCAGCAGCAUGUGCGCAUCCAGAAAGACUUAUGGAGGAUUCAGGAUGUGAUGGACGUUCUGAACAAACACAAGGAGCAGAGAAAUGCCUUUGAUGAGAUGGGCUUCGGUGGACCUAAGGCUAACUUCAGUAAACAUAAAAAUGAGGCGGAGGAUUUGGUACCCCCAAGACCACCCCUACCCCAGUCUUAUGAGCCCAACUCCCCCAUCGCACCCCCUUUGCCCGCUCAUGCUGGCGUGCGCCCUUCGUCCCUCCACAGGCCAGAGGACAGAAAGGCCAACCAGAGGAAUGGCACUCACAGCGGUCCAGACUACAGGCUUUACAAGAGUGAACCAGAGCUCACCACAGUGACCGAGGUGGACGAGAACAAGGACGAGGACAGAUCUGAAAACGCGUCUGACAGAGAGCAUGCUGCAAGCAAAGGAAUGUCUUACCCGGUUGGCAUUGUCCCACCCAGAACCAAAUCUCCAGUGCCUGAGUCUUCCUCUAUAGCGUCCUAUGUCACACUGAGGAAGAGCAAGAAGCCUGAUCCCAGGACGGAGCGUCCACACAGUGCAGUGGAGCAGCAGCUGUGUGCUGUGGAGAGCAACCGGCCCCGCAUGAGCGUGGAGGAGCAGCUGGAGAGGAUCCGCCGGCACCAGCAGGGCACCCUCAGGGAGAAGAAAAAGGGCGCUCGCAUCCGCAGCAGCAGCCAGGACAACACCCCUUCUCGCAGUCACUCCUUUGCUGGUUACAAUCACUACCACAGCAUGCAGUCUCACAUGAGACGCAGAGAUCAGGUGAUGAGCAGCAACAUUCAGGAGCUGGAGGCCUCUCUGAGGCAGCAGGAGGUGGUGAGGAGGCAGGAGACGCCCUCGGAGGAAAUAGCUCGUCUCAAGGAGUCCUUACAGGCUGAGGACUUUAAUGUGGACCGAGAGCUGUCUGUGCCUGAUAAAGUGCUGAUUCCCGAGCGUUACAUUGAAUCUGAUCCUGAGGAAGCUCCGAGCCCAGAGCAGGAGGCUGACAAGCAGAGGAAAGUCGAUCGUAUCAAAGCCCUUAUCGCCAAAAACAGCAUGCAGAAUGUUCUACCUAGUUUGGCUCUAAGCCCAGAAGAAGACCAUGAAGAGGAGGUGACCGUUCUGCAGAAGGAGAAGAUGAUUAAUAUUUCCUAUGAGAUAGCUGCAGAGGCUUCCAAGCGCAGCAAGGUGGUAGCAGUGAAAAGCCUAUCAUCAUCCUCUUCCCCACCCUUUCCACAGUCUCCAAACACACCCUCUCAGCUCACUGACGGCUCUCACUUCAUGUGUGUGUAGUUGCACCACACAGGCUCUGGCCUCAGUGAAGACCUACACAUGAAGGAAACGGCAGCAGAGGGGUGUGAGAGAGGCAGAAUUGCUCUUAGUGGACCUUCUUCCAAUAAAUCAGCACAAUAGACUGACCUACAAACAGUGAAACUGCCUAUUUCAUCCUCACAGGGCAUGACUUCUGACUUCUGUGUGCUCACUGUGACAUCUUCUAUGCCAUUCUGACUUUUCUUUUAUGAUCCCAUGUAGGCAGCGACUUACUUUUUAUGGUUUUAAUGGUCUAAUUUUAAUAUUUUGUUUACCUAUUCAUGUUUUCUUUUGCUGGUAAGUGAGCCAGUGUACAUCUGUAUGAAUGGGAUGCUAAAAGACUGGACUAUGUUGAGUCUAAUGAUCUCUGACAGUAUAUUCUAGGCUACAUGUGCUACCACCUGUUAAAAACCUAAAAAUCUGCAUUUAUUUACUUAUUUCAUUGAUAAAUUAUAUAGCUAUUAUUUUUAGACCCAGACAGUUAGCUAAUGAGUCAUAUUUAUUCAUUUACUGUAAAGAACAUUUGCCUAUGCUAAUAAGUCAUGUAGAAAAUAUUAGAUUCCUAUUAGAUUCCUCUAAUGUAAUAAACAGAGGAGCCACUUUAACUGCUGAUGAAGAUUCUUUUUGUAUUUUUUUGUGUUUGUGGUUAAUAAUUUAAGGAUGGGAUUUACAGCAACUGGCACAUUGUUGCCUAUAUAUAUAUAUAUAUGAAUGUUUCCGACUUGUCAUCCUUCACUGUCCUUUUUAUGACAGAUCUAUUUAAAUGAAGAGAAGGAUAAACGUCACAGAGUGAUUCUAUUUUAAGAAAAGUUGGUUUUAAGCCCUUGAGCUGUAACAAAACAGAUUAGCUUGUGCAAAAAAGCAAUAAAAAAACAAAGCCUUUUUGUGAACUGAAUUUAAGAUGUUUGUUUUUUCUGUUUGUACAAAGUGUAAUUAUCAGAGGUUUACUGUGUAUAUAAUGUACAUGGUACAUCUGGAUGGGAGGACAUGCCCAGCAUAGGUUACAUACCUAAUAUGAUUUGCAUAUGUUCAUAUCCCAUCUGUUUUAUAUCAUGUUAAAUAAACGUGGCUGUUCUUAAAUAUC